Coregonus clupeaformis (lake whitefish) is the source of this 2881-nucleotide messenger RNA. Its product is annotated as leucine-rich glioma-inactivated protein 1. The record is from RefSeq and is a predicted model, not a curated record. Gene Ontology annotation, molecular function: protein binding. Lineage: Eukaryota; Metazoa; Chordata; Actinopteri; Salmoniformes; Salmonidae. The transcript has 8 exons. Bases 313 to 1941 code for a protein of 542 amino acids. Gene Ontology annotation, biological process: myelination.
UUUUUCUUACUGGGUUGUCUCUUGCUCCGCUACCCACCUGCCUCCAGACCGCAUUUUUGUCACGGUGCCAACUGGUAUUUUAAUCAGCGCGUAUGUUGUGAUUACAUUCUCUACCUCUCUUUCCCAUUUGACGUCGGGCAGUGCGGAUGAAAUUACGUUCAAGGCAGCGACACUUGAGAGCAUAAACAAGAAGAUUGAAAAAAUAAAGGCUCGCUUGGCCUCUAAGAACAGAUAGCGUGACUAAAAACAGAGACCCUGGUUUAUGAACAGGAAUAUUCGGCACACAGGUCGUGCCCAUUGCGGUUCGAGAGGAUGGGAUAUGCACGCAACAUUUCCAAAGGAUUCGUCUUACUUUUGCUUGCAUGUUUUUUACUUGUAGUGGUCAGCAAGCGAGCGAGAACGCCCCGUUGUCCCGCUUCAUGUACAUGUACCAAAGAUAAUGCUUUAUGUGAAAGCGCAAGACUGAUUCCUCGCAGCUUUCCCACGGAUGUCAUGUCACUAUCAUUCGUCAAAUCCGGAUUCAGUGAAAUCCCUAAAGAAAGCUUCAUCCACACGCCCGCUCUGCAUCUCCUCCUGUUCACAGCCAACACUUUUGACUCUAUAAACGAGGAUGCUUUCCUUGGUCUUCCCCAUCUGGAGUACCUUUUCAUCGAGAACAACCAAAUCAAGUCAAUAUCGCCAUAUGCUUUCCAGGGGCUGAAAACCUUAGUGCAUUUGAGUCUGGCCUACAACAAUCUGGAGACACUGCCCAAAGAUGUCUUCAGGGGUAUGGAGACAUUGACUAAAGUCGACUUGCGGGGCAACCAGUUCAUGUGUGACUGUAAGCUGAAGUGGCUGGUGGAGUGGAUGGUCCACACCAACGCCACCGUGGACCAGAUCUACUGUAAAGGCCCUGCCUCCCACCGAGACAAGAAGAUCAACGACCUUGUUCCUGCAUCCUUCGACUGCAUCACCACAGAGUUUGCCUCCUACCAGUCAGAGAAGUCAGAGUCCAUAUCCGUGGAGGCGUUUGCAUUUGGGAAUGACCAGUAUGUGGUGUUUGCCCAGCCCUUCAUUGGAAAGUGCAGCUUCCUGGAAUGGGAUCACGUGGAGAUGAACUUCCGAAAUUACGAUGACAUUGACAGCACAUCCACAGUGAUCUGCAAGCCGUUGAUCAUUGACAAUCAGCUCUUCAUCAUCGUGGCCCAGCUCUUCGGCGGUUCGCACAUCUACAAGCGCGAUGUCUCCGCCAACAAGUUCAUCAAGAUCCAGGACAUCGACAUCGUGAAGAUUCGCAAGCCUAAUGACGUGGAGACGUUCCGCAUCGACGGUGAGUCCUUCUUCGUGAUUGCAGACAGUUCUAAGGCCGGUUCUACGACAGUGUAUAAGUGGAACGGAAAUGGGUUCUACUCGCACCAGUCCCUGCACCUGUGGUACCGUGACACUGACGUGGAGUACAUGGAGAUCUCGUCCAAGCCCCACCUGGUCCUCUCCAGCAGCUCGCAGUGCCCCGUUAUCUACCAAUGGAACAAGGGCACCAAGCUGUUCGACUGGCGCACAGACAUCCCAGAGAUGGAGGACGUGUAUGCUGUCAAGCACUUCCAGAUCGACGAGGAGCUCUUCAUCUGCCUGACGCGCUUCAUCGGCGACUCCAAGGUGAUGCGCUGGGAUGGUGCCCUGUUCCGCGAGAUGCAGACCAUGCCGUCGCGUGGCUCCAUGGUGUUCCAGCCGCUAACAGUGGGCAGAUGGCAGUACGCCGUGCUGGGCAGUGAUUUCUCGUUCACCCAGGUGUACUGCUGGGACACCAACAAGAGCCAGUUCGUCCACUUCCAGGAGCUCAACAUCCAGGCGCCCAGGGCCUUCUCUCCUCUGGCCAUUGACAACAGGCAGUUCCUGCUGGCCUCUAGCUUCAAGGGGAAGACCCAGAUCUAUGAGCACCUGAUCAUUGACCUGAGUAACUGAUUGGUUGAUUUAUUGGUUAUUUUGAUUGGUUGAUAUAUUGAUUGUUAGGUAGGUGAAGUUGAAAGAGGAGAUGGUGCUUCAAUAGAUUUUUGGGAAGAUCCUAACUUGAGGUCCAAGGGUGCAUUCAUGCAGAUCUUCCAUCAAUAUUAAUGAACUGUUUACGACGAAAGUCAGAGUUGCACUUGGGUGAGUCUCAAGUUAGGAUUGGGCCUUACAUUGUCAGACUACAUGCAUGACCAAGGCCUCAAGCAGGCUAUCUCAUCCUGAUGAAUGCAAUGCUUCAAAUGUCCAUAGUUUUGGGUUUUCCAUCAUCUAGCAUUGGUCAGUAGGUUUUUGUUUGUAACAGGAACAUAAUUAUGUGACUUAUCAGUGUAAAUACAUUUGCAAUCCCAUAUAUUUAUCUAGCGAGGAUAUAAUAAUAAACUAAAUGUACUUUUUAAUCUAUUUAUUAACCGGUUUAGAUUAAGACAAUCUGCCAAAUGAAAUGUUUACAUUUUUCUCUCUUUCCACUUGUAAGCUAAAUUAUUUGUAAAUUAAGCUUUUGUAAGUUUAAGAAGGACCACGAUCCCAGUUGGAUACAUAGGCCUAUUUGUUAAGAAGAUUGAUAUCGUUUGAAAAAUCGCGUUUGUGGUUGGGAAAAAUACAGAAUACAGUAAAUGUUGUGUGAGGAUCAAAAUGUCCUCACAACUUAUAUUUAAAGUAUUGGAAAAGUUACUAUUAACACUGUGUUGUUCAUAACAAUGUGUGGAAGAUCUUUGGGGCAUGUUAUCUAUUAUUUUCACACGCCUAAGAGGAAUUAUAUGAAAAACGAACAUGGGGAUAACUGUUAACUUUGACUAACACUUGUAUACAAACUGUAACACGUGUCAUCUUGAGGACAAGGAAAAAGACAAAAGUCAUGCUAUUUAGACUGAAUAAAAGCUUACAUCAUUGCAAUGUU